Molecule: messenger RNA, 164 nt
Organism: Racocetra persica
Lineage: Eukaryota; Fungi; Glomeromycota; Glomeromycetes; Diversisporales; Gigasporaceae
Source: the annotation of a GenBank genome assembly
AUGUCAACUCUAUUUACUCCUUGUGAUGAAGAAUAUGAAUCAAGACUUGAUGAAUAUGAACCAGAAUCACAAUUAUAUGAAUCUGAACGAACAUCACAAUUAGAUGAAUCUGAACCAACAACACAAGAAUUGAAUAGUAGCAGUAAUGAAUAUACAUAUACUAG